AUGAACAUUUGGGAAUGGAAGUUAACUGUGAUGACUACUACUGAAGAUUUAAAGAUUAUUGCUGAAUGUAUUCGUAUGGCUGAUGGUGGUUCUAAUAAUAAUUAUUAUUAUGCUAAUGUUUCAUUAAUUGAUUGGAGUGGUAAUGGUGUCAUCCAAACUGAAUUUGAUGAACUAGGUCAUGAUAUUGUUUCCGAGUGUUUACGACGUGUCAUGGACGUUGAUGAUGGGUUAAAUAAAGCAAAUAUCAUUGGAUUUCCUAUUAUGAUCAAAGCUUCAGAGGGUGGAGGAGGAAAAGGAAUUAGAAAAGUGGAAAAUCCAGAUAAUUUUAAGCAAGCAUUUGCUCAAGAGUUCCUGAGAUUGUUCGUUUCAAAGACGAUCAUUGAAGAGGCUCACGUUACGAUUAAAAAACAAGAGACAUUUGAAUUGAUGGAAAGAGUUGCUGUCAGAUUAACUAAAUUAGUUGGUUGUGUUUGUGCGGGAACCGUUGAAUAUAUUUACAGUCACGAGAAAGAUUUUUUUUAUUUUCUUGAAUUAAAUCUAAGAUUACAUGUUGAACAUCCUACGACAGAAAUGGUUUCAGGUGUUAAUUUACCUGCUCAACUACAAAUCGCUACAGAAAUUCCAUUUCAUUAA
Funneliformis geosporum is the source of this 633-nucleotide messenger RNA. The record is from the annotation of a GenBank genome assembly. NCBI's taxonomy places the organism in Eukaryota, Fungi, Glomeromycota, Glomeromycetes, Glomerales, Glomeraceae.